Molecule: messenger RNA, 2600 nt
Organism: Pelodiscus sinensis (Chinese soft-shelled turtle)
Lineage: Eukaryota; Metazoa; Chordata; Testudines; Trionychidae
Source: RefSeq, a predicted model, not a curated record
CUCUGCAGUUAUUCGAUCUUUAGAGCAAGGAGUGAAGAAAGCAGCUACAGACCCUGCUGUGAAAGCUGUUGUGAUUUGUGGGGAGAAUGGGAAAUUCAGUGCAGGUGCUGAUAUUCGAGGGUUUUCCUCCUUUCCAGCAGGAGACAGCCCCAGUCUGACAUCAGUCAUUGACCUAAUAGAGAAAAGCGAAAAGCCUGUGGUGGCUGCUAUUGAAGGCAUGGCAUUAGGAGGAGGACUGGAAGUGGCAUUGGGCUGUCACUACAGGAUUGCACAGGCACAGGCCUGGGUAGGUCUUCCAGAGGUCACCCUUGGGAUACUUCCAGCUGCUGGAGGAACCCAGAGACUCCCCAGACUGAUUGGGGUCCCAGCCGCACUUGAUAUAAUCACCACAGGGAGACGGGUGCUGGCUGCUGAAGCGCUCAAGCUGGGCAUCAUUGAUGAAAUUGUGGAAGGAAACACAAUUGAGGCAGCAAUUCACUUGGCAAACAAAGUGUCAGGUCAGCCAUUAAAUCCUCGCAGACUCAGUCUGAAGCAAGUUCAAAGUCUGCCCAACAUGGACACCAUUUUCCGUGAGGCUCUUGAGAAGGUGAAAAAACAGGCCCGGGGGUUUCUGUCUCCGGAGUUGUGUGUCCAAGCCGUCAAGGCCUCUGUUCAGCUGCCCUUCACAGAGGGGAUUUGGAAGGAGAGAGAGUUUUUACACUACCUGGUGACCUCGGGCCAAGCCAAAGCAAUGCAGUAUGCAUUCUUUGCACAGAGAGCAGUACAGAAGUGGACAACACCAUCUGGAGCUUCCUGGAAAACUGCCUCAGCUCAGCCCAUCCGGAAGGUGGCUGUGAUAGGGCUGGGAACAAUGGGCCGGGGCAUUGUGAUUUCUCUGGUGAAGGCCAAGAUGUCCGUAGUAACUCUAGAGCAGGACCAGAAACACCUGGAGAUAGGAAGAAGAGCUGUGACAUCCCUUCUAGAACACGAGGCUUCGAAAAUGCAGCGCAGUGGCCAAAGCCCGGAUGCUUGUGACCCUGCCCAUGUCCAGUUCACUGUGGACUUUGGUGUGUUACAGGAUGUAGAUCUAGUUAUUGAGGCUGUGUUUGAGGACAUGGCACUGAAGAAGGAGAUCUUCCGUAAGGUGUCAGCAGUCUGCAAACCAGAGGCCUUCUUGUGCACUAACACUUCAGCCCUGGAUAUCGAUGAGAUUGCUGCAGUCACCAGCCGCCCUCAGCAGGUCGUUGGUACUCACUUCUUCUCACCUGCCCAUGUAAUGAAGCUGUUAGAAAUAAUCCACGGUCGUCACACAUCGCCCACCACCAUUGCCACGGCCAUGGGUUUAGCCAAAACUAUAGGCAAAAUAGGGGUUGUAGUAGGAAAUUGCUUUGGAUUUGUUGGGAACAGAAUGAUGGCUCCUUACAUUGAACAGGCAGUUUUCCUCUUAGAAGAAGGCUGUAAACCAGAAGAAGUAGAUCAAGCUCUUGAGGGAUUUGGUUUCAAUAUGGGGCCCUUCCGACUGUCAGAUCUUGCUGGGCUUGAUGUGGGCUGGAGAUCUCGGAAAGGGCAGGGCCUGACGGGACCUGGACUGGCUCCAGGAACUCCUGCUCGUCUGCGUGACAGGAGGAGAUACAGCCCACUGCCCGAUCUUCUGUGUGAAAAUGGAAGGUAUGGGCAGAAGACUGGCAUGGGCUGGUACCAGUAUGAGAAACCAGGGGCUAGAAUAGCUAAUCCAGAUCCAUGGCUUCACAAUUUCCUGCGUGAUUAUAGAGAUGCCCAUCACAUUCAGGCACGCUUUAUAGACCAGGAGGAGAUCCUGGAGCGCUGUCUAUAUGCCCUCAUCAACGAGGGCUUUCGGAUCUUAGACGAUGGAAUAGCUUGUGCCCCAGAAGAUAUUGAUGUCAUCUAUAGCCAUGGCUAUGGAUGGCCAAAGCACAGAGGGGGGCCCAUGUUCUAUGCUUCAGACAUUGGGUUACCUCACAUUCUGGCUAAACUGCAGAAAUAUUCUGAGGCCCAUCCUGACAUUCCUAGAGUGCAGCCCAGUGCAUUUCUGAAGAAACUGGUGUCCAUAGGAAGCCCUCCCCUGAAGGAGUGGAUGUCCCAUGCAGGACACCGGAGCAGUAAGCUGUGAAUGUCCCUGCUGCACACAUUCGGCCACUUGUCUAGUGGCAGCAGAUAUCACUCUCUGCUGUAAUCAGUGAGGUCUGCUCCAAUCAAACCCAAAGCACUGCGGGUCGAAGAAUAACGUCUUGGUGUCUCAGCCGAGUGGAAUAAUUACUCCCUCCAAUAGUAGUUGCUGUCACUUGGCUCCCUCUGCCCUGGCUAGCAGAAAUAACUCCCCAGUGUAGACUGGGGCUAAAUGGGCUCAAGAGCUCUGCUGAUAGGAGUUGUGCUGUGAGGCUUCAGCCAGAGAAAAGAACAGGAAAAGAAAUAUUUGCUUUUGUUUUUUGAACUUGGCAUGGAGGAGCAGGGACUCCUAUGGCUCUUGUGUGAAGAGUACAGCUGAGGGGGGAGGGGGAGGCUCCAGAACACACAGCUUCUCUUCUUGGGAAAAGCCAUGUCUGAAAUCUGACUCUGCUUUCUGUAUCAUUAAUUUUUAAUAAAAAUUAUUUUCAUUUUCA